Olea europaea var. sylvestris is the source of this 2102-nucleotide messenger RNA. Its product is annotated as NAC domain-containing protein 53-like. Gene Ontology annotation, molecular function: DNA binding. Gene Ontology annotation, biological process: regulation of DNA-templated transcription. NCBI's taxonomy places the organism in Eukaryota, Viridiplantae, Streptophyta, Magnoliopsida, Lamiales, Oleaceae. The record is from RefSeq and is a predicted model, not a curated record. The transcript is spliced from 6 exons. The coding region runs from base 129 to 1805 and encodes 558 amino acids.
AAAUUGUAUAACUACAACAGUACAAGUAAUGGUAGUCUAUUAUCUCUCUAAUAAUAUACCCUAACCCUCCAACCCCUGAAUUCUUGAAAUUCGAAAUUCAUCAAUCAGAUAAUUCGUUUUGGAUUGCAAUGGAUUCCAAGGACAAGAAAUCGGCAUCUGUAUCUUCUCUGGGUCCGGGUUUCAGGUUCCAUCCGACUGACGAGGAAUUGGUUCGAUACUAUUUGAGGCGAAAAGCCUGUGGAAAAUCUUUCCGAUUCGAUGCUAUUUCUGAGAUCGAUAUUUACAAGGUCGAGCCUUGGGAUCUCCCAAGUAUGUCGAAUCUGAAGACUAGAGAUUUGGAAUGGUAUUUCUUCAGCAUGCUGGACAAAAAAUAUGGUAAUGGAGCAAGGACCAACAGGGCAACUGAAAAAGGGUACUGGAAGACUACUGGAAAGGACAGGACUGUCUACCAUAAGUCACAGAUUGUGGGAAUGAAGAAAACCCUUGUUUAUCACAUUGGCCGAGCUCCAAAAGGCGAGAGGAGUAACUGGGUUAUGCAUGAGUACCGGCUGGCUGAUUUGGAGUUGCAGAAAGCUGGAAUUAAUCAGGAUGCUAUUGUGCUUUGCCGAGUUUUUCAGAAGAGUGGUUCGGGACCGAAGAAUGGCGAACAGUAUGGGGCUCCUUUUGUUGAGGAGGAGUGGGAGGAUGAUGAGCUGGAAUUGGUUCCCAAGCAGGAGGCUGCAGAGGAAGUAGAUUUUGGUGAUGAUUUCUAUUUGGAUGGCCAUGACCUUGAGCAGAUUCUUGGAACCGACAUUCCGUCAGACAUUGCUCCCCUUCCAUUGAACACCAACUCUAUAGACAAUACCAGCUAUGAAGAAGAAACUUCCAAGUCCAGUAGUGGAGCCCAACAGCGCAUGGUUGAUAUGGUUGAACAUAAAAAUGAGCCUGAAAAGCAUGACGAUCAAAAUCUUUAUGAUUUGCCAGCUUCAUAUGAUACAGUUGUAAAACCAGUCAGGCAUGAAUACAUGGUUGAAUCGAGUGAGCCCGGGAAUUUUGAGGACGUGGAUUACUUGCUUGAUGAACCGUUCUUGGAUGCUUCUGAUAAUGUUCAAUAUAGUGAUGGAGGAUUUGUUGAAACUAACGAUCUCUCAAAUCCUGGUGCAGCUGAUACAUCUACUUUUGAUGCGCUUGAGGAGUACCUUGCAUUCUUUGAUGCCAAUGAUGACAACUCACAAUAUUCUUCUUGUGAUCUUUCAAAGAUGAUGGGAAGUGAGGAUCUUAUUUCUGAUCAUGCAUUCCUCACUGAAACGAAGGUUGAUGAAGGAACUCAGCAAGCUACCGUGUCAAGUGAACAACUAAUUGAUAAUACAAAUAAUGAUGCGCCAUCAUCGUCUAAUAAGCAAGAGCUGGCAAAAUGUCAGUCAGAUUUUCAGUAUCCUUUCAUCGAGCAGGCAAGUCGCAUGUUAGGCAACUUCCCGGCUCCCAUGGCAUUUGCAUCAGAGUUUCCUUCAAAAAAUGCAACUCUUCUAAAUUCUGCUUCCAGUUCGGCACAUAUUACGGCUGGCAUGAUUCAAAUAAGAAAUUUGACCGUCAAUGGCAAUGGAACAGACCAAUCUUUUAUGAAGAACCAGAACUUCAAUAUUGUUCUUUCAUUUGGCUUGUCACGAGGCGUCAAUGGUUCUAUUAACUUGGAAUCACGGGUUAACCUACUUCCAGGGAAGGCUGUUUCUGCGACUUCUUGGGGUUGGUUCGAUUUCAUAUUCUUCUGGGUCCUUAUACUCUCCAUGAGCUUCAAAAUUGGGACCUUUCUGUGCCAGGUGAAGUGAAUCUCGAGCAGUCCAAAGAGAGCGAACCUGGUGAAAAGUUUCUUACUGGACUCGCUGGAUAAUGUCUCCUUGAAUUACAAAUUGACAUGUUGCAGGAUUGUUUGUUAUGAAUUAUGUUGAAAUAGUGGCUAGAUUAAUUAGUUUUUCAGUCUUGGAUAAGGCCAUCGACUACGUUUAAUCUAUAUGAGCCAGAUAGUGUUGUAGAUGAUUUAUACUGGGAAGUGAGACAUGGCUUCUGACUUGGAAGCAUUAAAACAUAUGGUUUGUGAUUUCAAUUUAUAUUCGUCCGUGAUUGAA